AUGCACGUGGACGUGGACGUGGACGUGGACGUGGACGCGGACGCGGACGUGGACGCGGACGUGGACGUGGACGUGGACGUGGACGUGGACGUGGACGUGGACCUGACGUGGACGUGGACGUGGACGUGGACAUGGACGGGGACGGAACGUGGACAUGGACGUGGACGUGACGUGGACGUGGACGUGGACGUGGACAUGCACGUGGACGUGGACGUGGACGUGGACGUGGACGCGGACGCGGACGUGGACGCGGACGUGGACGCGGACAUGGACGUGGACGUGGACAUGGACGUGGAUGUGGACGUAAGGGUCGGUCAGUCGGUCAGUAUGGGAACUUCGAGUGCAAAUGACAUGGACGUGGUCGUGGACGUGGACGUGGACAUGGACAUGGACAUGGACGUGGACAUGGACGUAGACGUGGACAUGGACGUGGACGUGGACAUGGACGUGGACAUGGACGUAGACGUGGACCUGGACGUGGACGUGGACGUGGACGUGGACGUGGACGUGGACGUGGACGUGGUCGUGGACGUGGACGUGGACGGGGACAUGGACAUGGACGGGGACGUGGACGUGGACGUGGACGUGGACGCGGACGUGGACGCGGACCUGGACGUGGACGCGGACGUGGACGUGGACGUGGACCUGGACGCGGACGUGGACGUGGACAUGGACGUAGACGUGGACGUGGACGUGGACGCGGACGUGGAUGUGGACGUGGUCGUGGACGCGGACGUGGUCGUGGACGCGGACGUGGACAUGGACGACUUGGACGUGGACAUGGACGUGGACGUGGACGUGGACAUGGACGUGGACGUGGACAUGGACGUGGACGUGGACGUGGACAUGGACGUGGACGUGGACAUGGACGUGGACGUGGACGUCGACGUGGACACGGACGUGGACGUGGACGUGGACAUGGAAGUGGACGUGGACGUGGACGUGGAGGUGGACCUGGACCUGGACGUGGACGUGGACGUGGACGUGGACGUGGACGUGGAGGUGGACGUGGACGUGGAGGUGGACGUGGACGUGGACGUGGACGUGGACGUGGACGUGGUCGUGGACGUGGACGUGGACGUGGACGUGGUCGUGGACGUGGUCGUGGACGUGGACAUGGACGUGGACGUGGACGUGGACAUGGACGUGGACGUGGACAUGGUCGUGGACAUGGACGUGGACGUGGACGUGGACGUGGACGUGGCGAUGGACGUGGACGUGAACGUAGACGUGGACGUGGACGUGGACGUGGACAUGGACCUGGACGUGGACGUGGACGUGGACAUAGACGUGGAGGUGGACGUGACGUGGACGUGGACGUGGACGUGGACGUGGACGUGA
Molecule: messenger RNA, 1341 nt
Organism: Closterium sp. NIES-65
Lineage: Eukaryota; Viridiplantae; Streptophyta; Zygnematophyceae; Desmidiales; Closteriaceae
Source: the annotation of a GenBank genome assembly